CGUUUUGAAAUGAGACGAUGCUUUCACUGUUAUGACGAGUUUUCACAUUAGAUAUUAGGAUUAUAACUCUUUCUACUGGUCUGAAAUUAGAUGGAAACUUAUGGCAAUAUCUAGCAGCUAUUACUAAUGGGUUCUCAAACGCUGGAGGUCGUACGACUUGGACUGUGGGCCUCCUUAACUGGAGGAUGGUUCUACGAUCCUCAUCAGGGUCUAUUCACAAAUACUGUACAUUUUUAUCUAUGGAUGUUUCUGGUAUUGCUACCAUUCUCUCUUUAUCUGGGUACACCAUCCAUCUCAUCAACAUGGAUUUGGCUUUUGUAUUCUAUCAUUAUUGGCAUCCUUUUUAUCUUUAUCAAAUUGAUAAAUCAUCGAUUACAUAACAUGUUUGAUGGUGAGGAAAUACCACAAAGAAAGAUAGAAGACAAACAAAGUGAAGAACAAACAGAUGAAGUUGAUCAGAAUGAGCACACCUUUCCAAAUCAAGAUGGUGUGGAAACAAUUGCACUUCAAGUUUUGGCUACAACAUCUGAGACAGAGAAUGCAAGAACUUCUGUCAGUGAGAAUAAUGAGGAAGAUAAACAUGAUGAAAAUGUCAUUGAUCCAGACCAGGAUACAAGUAAUGCUGAUGCUUCAGUAAUAACAGAGAGUAUGUUGGAAAAGUUGAAAGUUCACAAUCCAGCAGAAAUACCAACAAACAGUGAAGCUAAAAAUAUUAAUUUACUGAAUGACAAUAUGAAUAGUGUCAAACCAGAAAUGAACGUGAUUCAAAGUGAGGUCAAUAAUGAGGAAAAUAUUGAUAAAGUAAUUACAGCAGAGCUUUCCACAACUGAUGUUAAUGAAGAAUCAUGUGAUCUCAAAAAACUAGAACUUCUGUCUGCAACAAAUGAUGAAUCGAAAAAUAACGAUGAUGUAUCACAAUCACGUGAAAGCAGUGGUGAUAUAGUUGAACCUGUUAUGGGUGCAGGCUGUGUGGAGCUUUAUGCAGAAGUUGAUACAGCUUCAAACCUUCGCCUGGAAGAAUCAACAAAUAUUGCAUCUAGCAAUAGUUCAGGCCUUAAAGAUAUCACUCGUCCUGGCACCCCUAUGCCAGGACGAAUAUCCCGAAAGAGUUCCUUACAUGACCACCAAUCAGAUGACAUUGAUGAAAUCCUGAAACAUGCACUAGCCUCUGGGGAACAUCAUCUUAGUGAUACAGAAUUACCAGCUGAAGAGUCAAGUUCUCGUCGAAACCGUCGUUCUCUUCCUCGUCGAACUCCUGGUAUUCGACGGCGUCGCCCUCUGGAAACAAAUGAUAUGGAAAGUUUUAGUUUGUUGAUAAGUGAACCUCCAAAUGAGACAAGUGUUUCACAAUGUCGUGAACAUCAUAUGGCAGAAUCACAUGAUGAUACCACUGCUGGCGCAAUUCACCAUUACCAAGACGAACAUGGCAACAUUUGUCAAUACAUGUUUCAAAGUUCAGGACCAACAUUGGAUCCCUUUCUUGAUUUUGGUCAACUUGAAAGGCCUCAUGUGAGAAUAAUGAAAGACGAUUGGGAAACAAGCAGUGGAUCUUCAGCAAAUCCAGAAUUGUUUUCUGACUUGCACACGACGUUGGAGACAUGCUCAGACGUUUCAAAUCCUAGUAACAAGGUCAACACAGAAAGAAAAUCUCGAUCAAGGCGGAAAGCCACUAGUAUAUUCAAGUUUCAACUUAUGCCUGGGAAAUAUAUAAAGAUUGCCUUCGAUCGCUUGGCAUUACUUGCUCUUUUUGAUAGAAACAAAUACGUUUAUGAAACAAUACUGGCGGUUGUUCUCGCUGUGUUAUCGUCAGUCCUGGGAUACCGGCUACUCUUGGAAGAUUUCUACACCGAUUUCUGGAUUUUUGUUUUCUGUUUUGUGUUGGCUGGAUGUCAGUUUUCAUUAUUAAAGAGUGUUCAACCGGAUGCCUCUUCGCCAACGCACGGCUUCAAUCAUGUGGUACUUUUCAGCAGGCCUGUGUACUUCUGUGUAUUAGCAACUGGCGUGUUAAUCCUUGAUAAAAUAUCAGACUAUGAUUUCCAGUGUGUAUCUGUCUAUACAAUACCACUGUGUAGUCCACGAUCCGUGGCUUAUGUCAAAGAUAUUAUGCUAGGUUUCAUACUUUCUUUUCCAAUCAUCUUCCUGUUUGGUUUGCUUCCUCAAAUCAAUACAUUCUCUAUGUUCAUCUUAGAGCAACUAGAGGUUCAUGUUUUCGGUGGAAAUGCUAGCACAAAUCUCAAAGGAGCGAUUUACGCGUUUUUUAGAAGUGUCUUUGCAGUAGGAUUUCUUUUUGGUUUCUGCUAUGGUGCGCUAGACGAAACUGCGGAUGAUGUUGCUGGGCAACAUAUCUUAUUCAGUGUUUUCAGUGGAUUGUUAGUGGCGUUAUCCUACCAUCUUAGUCGCUCUGUCAGCGAUCCUAUGCCUUUUUGGAAAUUGGUCAAAUCUUUGAUGGGACCAGAGAGAGAAAGUGAUGGCAAUCCCGAGGAAAUCUACGAUCCUUUGCCAUUGAAACUUCAACAGACUUUUAUCACCCGAGCUCACAAUGAUGUUAUUAUAUGUUCCAUAUCUGCCGUGUUUGUCUUUGGGGUUCACGUGAGCAAAAUUUUCACAGAGUUAAACCCAUACGUCAGUUACAUGUUCUACUGCAUUGCUGGCGUUCUUGGGUUCAUUGUUCACUAUCUUAUACCACAACUAAGAAAAUCUUUACCAUGGCUCUACUGUGCUCGACCAAUACUUAGAAGCCGCGAAUAUCAUUUGUAUGAAGUGAAAGGAGCACCUAAACUUGUUUGGUUUGAGAAAUUGUACGUCUGGCUUUGUUUUAUCGAAAGAAACAUUGUUUAUCCGUGUUUAUUUCUCAGCACAUUGAGUAAUUACGCUGGAGAUAUGAGGUUAAAGUUUGGCACAGUAGGUGGUUCAUUAUUGAUCAGUAUAAUUGGUCUGAAGAUGAUUCGGAGUUCGUUUUCAGAUUGCUCAAAGCAAUCAAUUCGUGAUCUGGACAGUUUUAUUUUUGAAUAUGAUUACAAGAAACAUUCCGAGGGAUUCCCUGUCGAUUAUUUCAUCAUGUCCGUACUUCUGUCAAAGGUUUACGAACUUAUGUUGAAAUUAAGAUUUGUGUUCAGUUAUAUUGCUCCCUGGCAGAUUCCGUGGGGUUCUGCUUUCCAUGCUUUUGCUCAGCCUUUUAGCAUUCCACAUUCAACAAUGAUGUUUUUUCAGUCUGUUAUAUCUUCUUUGAUAUCGGCGCCGCUGAAUCCCUUUUUAGGAAGUGCUAUAUUUCUAUGCUCUUACGUCAGGCCUGUUAAGUUCUGGGAGAAGAAUUACAAUACCAAUCGAGUAGACCACACGAAUACUCGUUUAUCUUCGCAACUCGAUCGUAAUCCGGGCGCCGAUGACAACAAUCUAAACUCGAUCUUCUACGAGCAUUUGACCCGCUCUCUACAACACAGUCUGUGUGGAGAUUUACUGCUGGGUCGCUGGGGGCCUGUGUCCAGUGGCGAUUGUUUUGUCCUCGCCUCAGACUAUCUUAAUGCCCUGGUUCAUAUAAUUGAAGUUGGAAAUGGCCUGGUUACAUUUCAACUUCGAGGUCUAGAGUUUAGAGGAACCUAUUGCCAACAAAGAGAGGUUGAGGCUAUAACAGAAGAUGUUGAAAGUGACAAAGGUUGUUGCUGUUGUGAGCCUGGACACCUGCCUGGAGUAUUGUCAGUCAAUGCAGCAUUUGGCCAACGUUGGUUAGCUUGGCAAGUAACGUCUGUUAAAUACGUGAUCGAAGGUUAUAGCAUCAGUGACAACAGCGCUACCUCUAUGCUACAAGUUUUUGAUCUACGAAAGAUCUUGAUUACAUAUUAUGUUAAGGCAAUCAUAUUUUACGCAGUCCGUUCAAAAAAACUGGUUCAAUGGCUUACAAGUGAAGACAUCUUCGCUGGGCUGACUGAAUACCAGAAGAAAAAUUUCGUUGAAAAAGAAUCGACAUUCAAUCAAAAUAUUGAUGAGGAUUAUGACGUACUUGCGAAAGGAAUAUCCAGGAAUAGUUUUUACAACACGUAUUCUGAUUGGAUAAUAUUCUGCGUUGGACGAAGGGAUGAUGAAAUUCCUUGCGAUAAAAGUUCCAAUUUGAUGACGUUAUGUUUCGCUUUGAGUUUGCUAGGACGGCGAGCUCUUGGGACUGCGGCUCAUCAACAAUUAUCCAGCUUAGAAUUUCUGUACGGUCUCCACGCUCUGUUCAAGGGUGACUUUCGUAUCGCUGCUCAGAAAGAUGAGUGGGUACUUUGUGAUAUGGAUCUGUUGAAGAAGGUCGUAGCACCUGGAGUGCGAAUGUCCCUCAAGCUUCAUCAAGAUCACUUUACAUCUCCAGAUGAAUACGAUGAACCUUCCAUACUUUACGCUGCAAUUGCGUCACACGAGGAAAACCUCGUGAUCGCCCACGAAGGGGAUCCAGCAUGGAGGCAGGCUGUUUUGGCAAACAAAAGUUCUCUUCUUGCCCUAAGACACGUGUCGGAUGAUGGCAUUGAUGAUUAUAAAAUUAUCAUGUUAAACAAGAGGUUCUUGAGUUUUCGCGUCAUUAAGGUAAAUCGUGAAUGUGUGCGUGGCUUUUGGUCAAGUCAAUUACAGGAACUGAUAUUUCUAAGAAAUCGUAAUCCUGAACGAGGCUCAAUACAGAAUGCCAAGCAGGUCCUACGUAAUAUAAUCAAUUCAUCGUGCGACCAGCCAAUUGGAUACCCUAUUUACGUCUCACCACUGACCACAUCGUAUGCAGACACUAACGCUCAACUCCACUCGUUUAGUUACGGUUCGAUUCAGGUGACUCGAUUCGCGGCUGGGCUAAGAAAGGCAUGGCAUCAGCUUCGACUGCGUUGUGGCACGCUUUGCCACGCAAGUUCAGAACCUGUUGAGGAAAUUGUUCAAGGGAAUGUAGUCUGUGUGUCCGGGAACUUAGGAUCUACACGCGGGAGAAUAGACUCUAGUUUAAGCUCCCCACGCCCAGGAGUACGGCAUUUAAGUACAUCGACGAACAGGUCUUUAAGCGGAAGUGCGCCACAAACGGGAAGUAAGCUUUCAAGCUCGUUAUCAGUAAAUGCGCCAACAACUACCCAACCAUCUCCGACAGGUGGUUCCCAAGAGGUCAGUCAGCAGCGAUCUCGCCAUAAACGAUAGUUAGUUUCCAAAUUCCAAAUAAUGUAGAUAGAUAGGAUUAAAAACAUUGUAAAAUACUACGAAAUUAUUUUGGCUGAAUCUAAGAUAACUGGGUUUUAACCGAAUUGUAUAAAAUCCCAUUAUCCACGUGUCAAAAAGUGUUAAAUAGAAAUUUAUAAGUUUCAAUGAAAGUUUUGUCG
This is a messenger RNA of Dendronephthya gigantea, 5324 nucleotides long. Its product is annotated as pecanex-like protein 1. NCBI's taxonomy places the organism in Eukaryota, Metazoa, Cnidaria, Anthozoa, Malacalcyonacea, Nephtheidae. Gene Ontology annotation, cellular component: membrane. The record is from RefSeq and is a predicted model, not a curated record.